AUGACUGGCGCAAGAUCUGUGUCGUCUCCCAACUUACUAGGUAGCUCACAUGCACAAGGCGAGAAGGAGUCCUCGAAGUCUGUGAAGGCGCCUCAGAGCCUGCUGUCCCUUGUCACGGUCGAGGGAAACCGGAGGAACACGCUGCUUGGCUUCGUGAGCAAGAGGUUUGGCGCAAUCCUGAUCGUCAUAUGCAUCCGAAGCAUCACGCAUUUCCUGACAAGCAUGGUCACCGUUGUGAAGAUGAGGAUCAUCCCGUCGGCACCGCCUUCGGCAAGCGAGUCUGAAAGUCCAGGGGUCGCCUUCGAUCGCAGUCAAGGCCUUGGGCCAGUGGCUGCCAUCCUGUUAAUCGAUUUUCAUCAUGCUCUGGGCCCUGUUGUUGAGUGGGCCCACCCACCGUCCAUCACGGAGGGAGACGCUGCCGCAGGACACUUGCCACCGACGGAUGCUCCGCAGGACUUUCCACUACUGGACAGCUGGCACCCAAAGACUGCGGAGCCAGCUGGAGCAGUGGCACGAGUCCUGUCUAUGGUGACCUCACUGGCACUGCCUGAUGCCGCCCACCGUGAACGAGAAGGCGAAACGUCGGCCGUCUUCUUCGUUGUGCCGUGUCAGGGCCAACUUCUUUAUGGAGUGAGCUGUCACCGACGGGUCGAAGCUUCUGAGCUGCUGCAUCGUGAUGCAAGCGUUUCUCGCAGCUCGGUGCAGAAGGCUGUGUGCGUGCUGUUGCGAUGCCCUUUCUUCGGCCUCGCGCAGCAGCGUCUCAGUCCCGUGACACAGGUCUUUUUCGAACAGCGCGAUUUCAGAUGCACGGACCUCCUGCGCGAUUUCGACACUCAGUUGGAUGCAGUGUCUUUUGAAAAGCUUCCAGACUCGGAGUUGUUCUUCGGAGUUCAUCACGCGCAGCUCUUCCGCGGCCUCCGGCACAAGCUGCUCAGCGUGCUGAAGGCGAUCCUCCUGGAAGCAAAGGUUCUCGUGAUCUCUGAGAGUGCCGAACAGUGCAGUCGGACCGUUUUGGCCCUGCUCUCCCUGCUGCCUGGCGGUCUCUGGCUGGGCUUCAACUCUGAUGGCUUUGGAAGCCGUCAUUUCCAUUAUCGGAAACAUGGGCUUCCCAUCCAGUGCUUCGGCCCGAGGUGUGGUGUCUUCCCCUACUUGGGACUGCACAUGCUGGACAGCUUGCUCCAGAUGCGCGGGUUUCUCAUCGGGACCACCAACCGAAUCUUCGUCGACCGCACGGCGCCGGACCUCAUUCUGGAGGUGCCCAGCACUGCGGCAAGUACCGAGUACAGCGUGGAUUUCCCGUGCAAAGAAGUGAAGGAGCUGACGAGGUGUACUGGCGCCGAGAAGGAUUGGCUGCAGAGCGCGUGCGCCCAUCUUGACGCUGCAGCACCUCGGGAACUCUGGCAACCGCCCAGUGCCAAGAUGGCACAGCAACCGCAGUCACAGGAGGAUGCACAGGAGGAGGAUGAAGAGCUGGUGGCGGACCAGCACAUCCUGUCAUCCGACAAUGUCGCUGGGGCUGCGAUGAGCUCCUUCGAUGCAGAGGAGCUGGUUCAAGACGCCGAGGCCGUGGCCAGCGCUGCGGUGCUCAACUCGCAAAAGGAGCAGCUGCGACAGGAGGCAGCCUGGGCUGCGGUUGUGGAUGCGGAUCGAAACGCGUUCACCGGAUAUUGGAUUCGCCUGUUGGCAGCCACUGCGAAGAUCGCAGGGCCCGAGCGAGAUCUUCCGGCGGGAUUGGAGGUAGCCUCCAAGCAACAGAAGACCGAGUUGAGUCGAUUCGGCCUUCCGUUUUUGCAAAGAUGGGUCUCGCGGACCCACGGAGGACGCACGUGGUUGCAGGCACACAAGCUGCCUGUGCCGGAGCGUCGGCCAAAGCCGCCGCGCGAAGGCCACGGUAUGUACAAAUUCGCAAAUGGUGACGAGUACCAUGGUCAGUUUCGCCGUGGUAUGCGGGAAGGUGCUGGCGUGUACACCAGCAAGAGGAGUCACAUGCAGUACGACGGCCAGUGGUUGCGGGAUCGUCGUCACGGCACUGGGACGCUGACGAUUGAGAGUGCUGGCAAGGUUUUGUAUACCUACGAUGGCCAGUGGGUGACAGACAAGCGGCACGGUUCGGGAAGCUGUGUCCGCAACCACAAGGAGAAGUAUUCCGGCCAAUGGUCGCAAAACUUCUACCAUGGAGCUGGGACCUUCGUAGAUGAGAAGGGCACGUUGUACGAAGGAGAGUGGCGACAAGGCAAGUUCCACGGUGUCGGAAAGCACAUCUGCCGGGGUGAAACCUACACCGGCGCGUUUGAAGAUGGAGAGCGCCAUGGCAUGGGACAACUCGUUCGCGGGGAAGAGUCAACUGCACAGGACUUCCUCGGCGCGGAAAGUCUUUAUGCCGGUCAGUGGCGUGCUGGACAGCGCCAUGGACAAGGUACAGCUAUCUAUGCCGGUGGCGAGUACGAAGGGGACUGGGUCCACGGGAAACGCCAUGGACAAGCCGUCCUGUCGUGCAAGGGCUUUCAGUUGGAGGGGCCCUGGGCAGAGGACCUCCCGGAUGAGUCCGGCACCCACAUGGUCUUCUACCCAGACGGAGGCAAGUACACAGGCAAGAUUCAUCUUCAUCCAGCGGCCGCGAGCACUGCAGCCUCGACAGGUCUUGGACGGCUGUCUACGCCAUGGAACAUCGCGCCAGAGGGCCACGGCAUCAUGAAGGAGCCCGAUGGGCGCCUCUAUGAAGGCCGCUUUGAACGAGGAGCCCCUCAUGGUCGUGGAUAUGCUCUCAGCCUGGGCUCCAAGUACGAAGGUGAGUUUGCCUGCGGAGAGCGGCACGGAGCUGGAUGGCUGCAGAGUGCUCCGGACCAGCGUGAGCCUACGCCGGUGCACUACGACCGCGGCGAGUUGACUCCACAACCAUCCGAGCAAGCCUUUCUUCCGGCGAAGGGUGCCUCCGGUGUCCCGGACGAAGGAGGCGCGGAUGUCACGGAAGUGGCCGAAGCAACUGAAGAGACGGCUCCAGAACAGUCAAGCAAAAAUGGCACUGCCCUCUUAUGCGACUGA
Symbiodinium sp. CCMP2456 is the source of this 3042-nucleotide messenger RNA. Lineage: Eukaryota; Dinophyceae; Suessiales; Symbiodiniaceae. The record is from the annotation of a GenBank genome assembly.